Portunus trituberculatus (swimming crab) is the source of this 2117-nucleotide messenger RNA. Its product is annotated as ketohexokinase-like. Bases 676 to 1641 code for a protein of 321 amino acids. The transcript has 8 exons. Gene Ontology annotation, biological process: fructose metabolic process. Gene Ontology annotation, molecular function: ketohexokinase activity. The record is from RefSeq and is a predicted model, not a curated record. Lineage: Eukaryota; Metazoa; Arthropoda; Malacostraca; Decapoda; Portunidae.
ACUCUGACAGGUGACAUAAGAGUCAGCUGAUGGUGAUGGCUGAGCAGAGAGCAGUGAGCAGCGACGCCGAGGGGCUGAUAACAUUACCGCCACUUCACCACUCUGCCAGCCUCUAGAGUGGCGAAAUACAUUAAUGCACACCUGAACAGAUACACCUGCUCAAGUUUCCCUGUAUUUUCCCCCUGUAAGACUGGCUGUUUUAGGAGAGUGAAGGUGAAGACUUGAGGCAGUGGGCUGGUGUACCUGACUGGAAGAUUUGCAGAAAUGAACAACAGCAAUCAGUGAAAUGAUGUCCAUUAGUACCAGUGAUUGUAGGUCAAUGUUGUGUGUUGGGCAUGUGUGUGUGGACUUGAUCAACCUGUGCUCUCACUACCCUGAAGAAGGUGCCAAGGUUGGUACCACCACUGCCAACAACAGGUGACUAUUGUGUUCAGGCCAUCCUUUAGUUUGGAGAGGUAAAGGAAACACAAGGAAUAGAUAAACUUCACAGUGUGUGAUCACUGAAUGAUUACUAAUAGCAAGUGAGCAGGUUAUGUACUAGCUUCUUUUUUAUAUGACUGUAUUGGCAACUUCUGGGAGUGACACAUCAGUCUUUUUAUCAGUUUAUCUCGCCAAAUAAGUGUACAAACUUGAGUGGAUUAGAAAUCUUUGGAAGACAGACAGAAGUGCAUCUUGAUGGUCAGGAUCAUGAGCGCACGUGAGAACAUCCUGUGCGUUGGUCUUUGUUGCCUCGACAUCGUAAGUCUGGUCUCUCACUUCCCAAAGGAGGACACCGACCAGAGAUGCCUGGAGCAGCGGUGGCAGCGUGGCGGUAAUGCCGCUAACAACAGCACUGUGCUGGGGCUGCUAGGGGCUAAGGCAGCAUUUUUAGGCACCAUUGCUGACUCCCACGAAAAGAGGUUCCUUCUUGAUGAUUUUGCCAAGUACGGUGUGAACACAGAGAAAGUAGUAGUGUGCAAAGGAUGUGAGUGCUCCACUUCCUUUGUCAUCCUAAGCCGUGCCAGUGCUUCCCGCACCAUCAUUCACUCCAACAAGAAUCUUCCAGAACUCUCUGUGGAUGACUUUGCACAAGUUGACCUCACUCCUUACCAGUGGAUCCAUUUUGAGGGUCGGAAUGUAGCCAAUGUGGCCCAGAUGAUUAAAUUGGUGCGAGAACAUAACAAAGGGCUUCCACAAGGUGAAUUCAUCACUACCUCUGUGGAGAUUGAAAAAGCCAAACCAGAACUGGAAGCACUUAUUCCUCUUGUUGAUGUGGUGUUUGUCUCCAAAGACUUUGCUGUCUUCAAGGGCUACUCUAACAUGGCAGAGACCCUUGAGGGGGUGAAGGCUAUGGCACACCCUGGGGCAGUGGUGGUGUGCCCUUGGGGAGAGGAAGGGGCCAGUGCUUGCCAGGGCAGUGAAGUGAUGGUAUGCAGUCCAGCUUUUCCCCCUGCUAAUGUGGUGGACACCCUUGGGGCUGGUGACACCUUCAAUGCUGCUACCAUCUUUGCCUUGGCACAUGGCAGUUCCCUAGAAGAUAGCAUCAGGUUUGGAUGUCGCAUUGCAGGUGCCAAGGUGGGAGUGAUAGGGUGGGAACCACUGCGGGGCCUUCUUGGAUCAGGUACACUGCUGCUCAAGAAGGAGGCUUCUCUGGCCACCUGAUACAGGGAAGUGGGAGGUGGGGGAUUGGCUGCAGGGAGUGUUGAGGGCGUGGUGUGUGCAGCAUGGGUGUAUCUUCUGGUACUGUUGUUGCUGUGGCAGGUUCUGUCUGAGGAUAGUCCCAGCUGGGGUCUGGAGACACCACCACAAUGAGGUGCUGCCACACAGGAAACACUUACUGGUGGCUUUGGACCAUCAUGUUAAUAUUGAUUAAUGUUUUGUAGUAUAUCUAUUAUUAAAAUAAGGAGCCUCCUGCAGUGUGCCUAGCACCAGCUGGUGGAGGAACCUGGUGCUGCAGUGGCUGCUACACUGGGCCACAAUUAAUGAGAUUCCCUAUAUCUGCACCACAGGGAACAUCUAUCAGGAAACAGUUUUUAUAUAUGCAGAAACAUGCCAUCAGUUUUCUCAUGGCAACCUGAAUAACUGUGUAAAUGGUAAAGAAAUUGAAUGUAUGAAAGAAAAUAAAUAAUUAAGAGUAA